UUAGCUCUGGUGAAGGAGGAGCAGUUCAACACUAAACACACCCCUGUGCGUCUCUCAACAAAUCCACUCGGCUUUGGAGUUUAUAAACGCGACUAAAGCAAUCAGAGUGUGGUCGUUGGCUGCAGGAUUAAUUCCCGGAGGGGGAUGGUUUAAACACCUGGAUUAUACCUUCCAUUUUCUACUGGUGGUUGGGGAAAUAUUUGGAAGGACAGGUGAAUUGCUGUGACGACUUUUUGUCUCAAGGAAGAAGCAUUUUACUUGGACCAUUUGAGGAAUACCGGAGGAAAAUUAAACCCAGUUCCCACUAAGCGUGUGAAGCCUUGAAUAACAAGAGGAUGGCAGCUUUGCGCAUCUUUGGCUUGAUGUUUCUGUUAAUGAUUUUCCAGCAGAGGGUAUCCGGCUCUGGCGUCUUCCAACUGGAGCUGCACGAGUUUGCGAAUAGCCAGGGGGCCCUGGCUAGCGGAAAACCCUGUUCGCCCCACUGUAGGACCUUCUUUCGUGUGUGUCUGAAGCAUUUUCAGACAGUGGUCUCUCCGGGUUCCUGCACUUUCGGCAGCGUCGUCACCCCAGUCCUGGGAGUAAACUCCUUCAGCAUCAAAGAAACAGAGAGAUUUGGCAGCCCCAUUAAGUUGCCCUUUAACUUCACGUGGCCGGGGACUUUCUCACUGAUCAUUGAAGCCUGGCAUGCUCCUGCAAAUUACCUUCCAGAAGGCUCCCAGGCCCUGGCUGAAGAGUGGCGGAUCAGCAACGUGACGAUCCAGGGGCCGCUGGCAGUGGGCGAGAACUGGUCCCAGGACUUGAAGAGCAGCUCGCAGACCCAGCUGCGCUUUUCCUACCGGGUGAUCUGCAGCGAGCACUACUACGGGGACAGCUGCUCCCGCCUCUGCAAGCGCCGCGACGACUCCUUCGGCCACUACGGGGAUGCAGGUGCCCAUGUUUUGCAAACAGAAAAAGAACUCCCCUAUUCACAUCAAAUGCUGGCUUUCUCUGCCAUCUGUCUGCCUGGCUGUUCUGAGCGAAAUGGAUCUUGCAAUAAGCCAGGAGAGUGCAUCUGUCGCCCUGGUUGGCAAGGCCGCUAUUGUGAUGAGUGCAUUCCUCAUAUAGGCUGCCGCCAUGGGACUUGUAAAACGCAAUGGCAGUGUAUAUGCGAUGAAGGCUGGGGUGGCCUCUUCUGUGAUCAAGAUCUGAACUACUGCACCCACCACAAACCAUGCAAAAAUGGAGCCACUUGUCUGAACACUGGCCAGGGCAGUUAUACAUGUUCAUGCAAACCUGGUUUCACUGGUGUUGACUGUGAGCAUGAAAUCAGCGAGUGUGACAGCAAUCCCUGUAGGAAUGGUGGUAGUUGCACGGAUAUGGAGAACAGUUAUCACUGUCUAUGCCCCCCUGGAUAUUAUGGUGUUCACUGUGAGCACAGUGCCUUGACUUGUGUUGACUCUCCUUGUUUUAAUGGUGGCACAUGCUUGGAAAAGGACCAAGGGGCCAGCUACACUUGCCGUUGCCCUCUCGGCUUUACAGGAUCUAACUGUGAAAAGAAAGUGGAUAGGUGCACAAGCAACCCUUGUGCAAAUGGUGGUCUUUGCUUUGAUUUGGGUCAGCUCCGUGUGUGUCGCUGCCGUGCUGGUUUCUCUGGUCAGAAGUGUGAAAUAAACAUCAAUGAGUGUGCCAGGAACCCAUGUUCCAAUGGAGGCUCUUGUCAUGACCUGAUCAAUGACUAUACAUGCACCUGCUUGCCAGGCUACACUGGCAGGAACUGUGACAUUAAAACUAGAGAUGAAUGUGCCUCUGGGCCAUGCCAGAAUGGUGCCACAUGCUAUGGCGGACUCUCUAAUGCUAACUUUGUUUGCAGCUGUCCUUAUGGCUUCAUGGGCAGCCGUUGUGAGUUCCCAGUUUAUACAGUGCCCGUUCCAUAUCCACCUAAACCUAUUCCUUGGAUAGCUAUAUCCAUGGGUGUGGGACUCGUGGCUUUGCUUGUAUUAUUCUGCAUGAUAGCAAUGGUCAUCAGACAGAUGCGGAGACACCCAGAGCAGGACUUGGAGACUAUGAACAAUCUGUCUGAUUUCCAGAAGGACAACCUUAUUCCAGCUUCCCAGCUCAAAAACACCAACAAAAAUAAAGAUCUAGAGGUGGACUGUGGGCUGGAAAAAUCAAACUACAAACUUAAGAACCAUACACUGGACUAUAACCUGGUAAAGGAUCUGACAAGCAGAGGAACACAGGAAGAUAAAUAUUAUAAAAGUGAAAAGUGUUUAGGAGAGAAGACUCCCCUCCGAUUAUACAGUGAAAAGCCAGAAUGUAGGAUAUCAACCAUAUGUUCUCCAAGGGAUUCUAUGUACCAGUCUGUGUUUGUGAUAACAGAGGAGCGGAAUGAGUGUGUCAUAGCCACAGAGGUAUAAGACUGAAGAGUCAGUUUGUCUACACCUCAGAUUUGGUGAUGCUAGAAGAUGGACAUUUCUGUUGCAUUGUUUACAAUUCAGAACUGGAUUGGACUUUUUUUAAUUAUAUGCAACUUGCUGCUCUCAGGAGGAGGAUGGAACUGGGUGAACUGGACAGACUGUGAAUUUACUGAAAGAUGCAAUACACCUUUUUGUUUGUAGUGUCCUUGUUUGACAUUUGAUACAAGGAAUUUAACUGGCUGUAAAAGAGGGAGGGGGCAGAGGAGAGAAGGAUGAAAAAUGUUUUGACUGGCUUUAAAUAUUGAGGCCAGUUCCUCAUGGACAGACUUGUUGCUUUCCAAAUUCUAACUCUGGGAGAUUCCAGGUGGAGCAGAAGGCACUUGACUAUCACUUACACGUGCAGAUGUUGCCAUUGGAAACAUGCACGAAGAAAAAUAUGCAUUGCUAUGUGGAUAUUGGAUACAGAACAAAUCAGAUUUCCAUUCUUUUGUAGGUUUAAAAGUGCCUAAAGCAUGUCAUAGAAUCUAAGGAGCCCAAUCAGAGACUUGCUGCCUUCAUUUGCAGUACCUGACCAGUAUUGGGCAGGGGUGAUUGACACAUCCUGCUGCUCAUUUAUUUACAUCUUCUUUUCUCCAGCUGCAUUUAUUAUUUUCAAUUUUGAGGGUUUAAGAAAGGAAGGGAAGAGGAAUACUGAAUUUUUACAAUUUCUCUCAUUUUGAUGUUGCCUUGGAGAACUUCUCAUCUAAGCAAUAAUUUGGGACAUAGUCUCAUCCCUGAAAUGAUAGAGGACUCUCCCAAGUUAAACUGCUGAGAAAGGGGUGGUGUAAGGAAUGCUUGUUGCCGCUUUCCUCUCAGUAUGAGGAAAGCCACAAUACCAGCCCUAACUGAAAGCCUUACAAAUGCGUUAAAAAUCAAUCAUCUACUAGAACUUACACUGCUGAGCUGUCUCAGCUGUUUUCAUGCCCUUUGCACUACCAGUAAUUGUGAAUAGAAGUGAAACUUUUCUUCUGACACACAACUUUGUUUUGUUUUGGCAAGAACUUAGGCUUGUGUGUUGUGUUUCUGAAUCAGGUGCCGUCAACUGCAAAUAGGCUCAAAGUCCUAGCUGUCACUUUUUCAAAGAAGUGGGAGGGGUUUAUUUCUGUAUCUUUUACUUCCCUACUGUAGAAAUCCCCCUCACAUACACAGUCCUUUCACCCCUGUUCCAAAUGCCUAACAGAGAAGCAGCCAAUGAGAGGCCCUCUUCAAGGACAGACUUCAAGGAUAGGAUUUGAAGGCUCUAAGCUUGUCCUCUUUGUUUCAUUGCCACUCACAACACCAGGGAAAUGGAGAAGCUACUCCUUGAAUGCAGAGGCACAGUUCUGAACGGGUAGGUUCAGUGCACAUAGACUAUCUUAUAUAUAUACACAUUUACAGCAAUAAUAGCUGACAGGAAAGUGCUGUGCCAUACUGUAGUAAUAAGAUGAAACUGCAAGGUGGGGAGGAAUGAAGAGGGAGGAAACAGGAUCUCAUUCAAGGAAACCUGGGACUAUGCUAUCUAUCUACUACCGUUCCUGACCUUGUAAAUCCUAGUAUUGGACUAGACCAUCUGCUGCCUUGAACUGUGCAGGCAAGGUCCUGUCAUAAUGUCCACUACUGACCUUCUGCUCUGACCACACAUCAUUUUGAAGAUGACCUUCAGAAAUCAAUAAUAUGGAUUUUAGUUUGUCUGUGGUUUAUUUUGAAGUCUAGUAUUUCAGUAAUUUAAAAAAUCAGAAGCACUGAACUUUCUACAUUUUAUAACAUUAUUUUGUAUAUAAUGUAUAUUUAUAAUCAAACCAGAAGUGUAAAUAUGUUUAUUACUUCUCAUGUAAUGUUUUUAAUGUGAUAAAGUUUGAAUUUUAUUUUUUUUUCAAACAAUGAAAAUACCUUCCUACUACUAUGAAGCUUACAUGGUUUGUCUUCUUACCACUCAGGUUUCAUAAUCCUGUGAUAUACAGAGU
Messenger RNA from Pelodiscus sinensis (Chinese soft-shelled turtle), 4378 nucleotides. The record is from RefSeq and is a predicted model, not a curated record. NCBI's taxonomy places the organism in Eukaryota, Metazoa, Chordata, Testudines, Trionychidae.